Molecule: messenger RNA, 3982 nt
Organism: Sinocyclocheilus anshuiensis
Lineage: Eukaryota; Metazoa; Chordata; Actinopteri; Cypriniformes; Cyprinidae
Product: UPF0577 protein KIAA1324-like
Exons: 23
Coding region: 7-3009 (1000 amino acids)
Biological process (GO): positive regulation of BMP signaling pathway
Cellular component (GO): membrane
Source: RefSeq, a predicted model, not a curated record
GGUCUGAUGGGACGGUCCCGUUAUUCCAUUCGGCAAGCGAUGGAGCGCACGAGGAAGACCAUUGUCCGCCACCGAGGCCGUUUUGCACCGGACCAUACGGCGUGGAUAUGUUUUGUUUUCAUCCUGAACGCGUCCGCGGCGUCUGCCGCUCACCUGCGCCCGUGUAAUGAGGCGGACUACUACUUUGAGUACACGGAGUGUGACAGCGCCGGGUACAGAUGGAGGGUGGCCAUUCCUCUGAAUCCAGGAGAGUGUACAGGACUACCAGAACCCGUGCAGGGCACCGACUGCACAUUCUCGUGCAAAGCAGGGGAGUUUCUGGAGAUGUCUGCUCAGGAGUGCACUCCGUGUGCGGCUGGCACUUACUCGCUGGGCAGCGGCCUGCGUUUGGAUGAGUGGGACGACAUUCCUCCUGGAUUCAGCAGCCUGGCAACCAGCCCUGACAACUCGCCCAACGGACAGAAUGCGUCCACCUGCAGCAGUGCAAAGUGGGUCGCUCAGGGCUCGUAUCUGGAGUCCAACAGAGAUGAGUGUACUGUGUCUCUGAUCUACACUGUACACUUGAAGAAGCCGGGGUCAGUGUACUUUGACUACCAGUAUGUGGAUAACAGCAUCUUCUUUGAGUUCUUUAUUCAGAACGACCAGUGUCAAGAGAUGGACCAGGAUUCAAAUAAAAAAUGGAUCAAAUUAACUACUCAUGGAGAGUGGGGAACACAUAGUGUGAAUCUGAAUUCUGGCACUAAUAUCCUGUAUUGGAGAACCACUAGAGUAACACUCGGCUCUAAAGCAGUCAAACCUGUACUCCUGAAGAACAUACGGAUCGAAGGUGUGGCAUAUACAUCAGAGUGUUUUCCAUGUAAGCCUGGGAUGUUCAGCCGCACCCCGGGCUCCUCCUCCUGUGAGUCCUGUCCACGAGACACGUAUUCUGGCCGAGGGGCCAGCUCCUGCACACCUUGCAACACAAAAACACACUACGCCUCAGAAGGCUCUGCCAUGUGCAAAAGUAGACCGCCAUGCUCAGAAAAAGACUACAUCCAGACAUACAGCACUUGUGAUAAAGAUGGAAAGACUCAGGUCAUGUAUAAGUGGGUAGAGCCUCAGAUUUGUUUGGCAGCUGCUGCUGGCGCAGUAACACUGCCACCUUCUGGUCAGCGUGAGCCUUGUCCACCCUGUAAUCCUGGUUUCUAUAACAACGACACUGCCACCUGUUCUCCCUGUCCACCCGGGACUUACUCUGAUGGGGUCAAAGCAUGCCAGCCUUGUCCAGCUGGCACGGAGCCUGUCCUCGUCUAUGAGUACAAGUGGUGGAACGUGCUGCCUGCCAACAUGAAGACAUCCUGCUUCAACGUGGCCAACAACAAUUGUGAUGGAUUGAAUGGUUGGGAAGUAGCGGGUGAUCAUGUACAAUCAGGAGCAGGUCGUUCAGAUAACGAUUAUCUCAUAUUAACUCUCACGGUGCCUGGAUUCAAGUUGCCUGUGUCAGUUCGAGGAGCAUCCGGCAGUGAGUACAGCCGGAUCACUUUUGAGUUUGAAACCAGCUGCUCAGCUGACUGUGAGUUCUACUUCAUGACGGAUGUGAACAGAAGGAGCACAAAUGUCAUUGAAUCAUGGGAGGGGAGUAAAAGCAAACAGAGUUACACACACAUCAUGACUGAAGACUCUUCUGUUGCGUUCACCUGGGCUUUUCAACGCACCAAUCAGGCUAGUGAUGUGCGUCAGUAUGUAAAUGACAUGGUGAAGAUUUACUCUGUGACUGUCACUAAUGCCAUGGAUGGAGUGGCAUCAGCGUGUCGGGCGUGUGCCCUGCAGGCUGGCUCCUCCUGUGUGCCCUGUCCAGCUGGACACUACAUUGAUAAAGAGACCAACCAGUGCCAAGAGUGCCCUCCUAAUGCCGUCCUAUCUGGGCAUCACAUCUAUGGCAAAGAAGCGUGUCAGCCGUGUGGGCCAGGCAGCAAAAGCAACAAGGAGCACAGUGUGUGUUUCAGCGACUGUUUGUUCACAUGCACUGACCAGAAUCGGACACUUUGGUAUGACUUCAGUGCUCUGAACUCCGCUGGGUCCAUCAUGAACGGGCCCAGCUUCACUGCGAAAGGCACAAAGUAUUACCACCUCUUCAAUAUCAGCCUGUGUGGAGCUGAGGGUCACAAGGCUGCGGUCUGCAGAGAUAAUGUCACAAACCUGCCCAAUGAGGACGCUGAAGGUGGUCAGCUGGGCAGUUCAGUGGAGGCUUUUCUCUGUCAAUCAACGAUUAUCCCAUCUGAUGGGCGGGGCUUAAGAACAGCUCUUUCCUCUCAGUCCAUUAGCCUGGCCGACACUUUUCAGGGAGCCACCGUGGAGAAAUCUCUUAACGGAAUAACCACCAGACCAGAACUAUUUCCAUCUGCAUCCGAGAGAAUCCCAGAUGUCCACUUCUUCUAUCGAUCUACACAGGUCACAACCUCAUUUCCUCUGUCCUGUGUCAGUGAGUGUCCUGCAGGGACCUGUGACGGCUGCACGUUCCACUUCCUGUGGGAGAGCUCUAGCGCAUGCCCGCGCUGCACUGCUGUCGACUACCACGCCAUUGAAGGAGCCUGUAAGGCAGGAGUGCAGGACACCGUGUUUGUGUGGACUGAACCUCGCCUGUGUACUGGAGGACUGACUCUCCCGCUGAAGAGAACGUCUCCAUGUGAGGCGAUUGAUUUCUGGAUGAAGGUGGGCGCUGGGCUUGGAGCGUUCUGUGCUAUUCUGCUCGUCUCCCUGACCAGCUACUUCUGGAAGAAGAACAAAAAGCUGGAGUAUAAGUAUUCCAAACUCGUGAUGUUGGCCAAUAAAGAGUGCGAGUUACCAGCGGCGGACAGCUGUGCCAUUAUGGAAGGAGAAGGAGACGAGAACGAGGAGGAAGAAGUGGUUUAUGCCAACAAGUCUUCUCUUCUGGCUAAACUAAAGGCUAUUGCUACCAAGGGCAACAAGAAGAGCGGUGAAGCCGUCCAACUGCAAUUCUCCAAUACAGAGAAGUCUGUGUGGGGAUAGAAGAGGAGCGAAGAGGGAUACGGAAAAGAAAGGGAUGAAUGGAAGUUCGAUAUCACACGCAGUGGCCUUAAGAAAACAAGGGCACAAGUGCCCGAGGAAGGAAUAUGGGUUAAACAAGCCUGCGAUGUCUUAGGAAACCGGAUGGACGUGCUUUUACGAAUAUUCCUGUCGAGAUUUGUCACUAUGCAGUUGUGUAUGUGUUUUCCUAUUGUAAAUGCGUGAAAAUUCCCUCCCUCUCCAGUGCCCGGGUUUCUCUAGAAGCUUUUUGGAGCGACAGGCGCGACAUUACACGAGUCCUAGCUUGUCAGAGCGAAUGUAGCCAAGGGUCACACAAAUACACUCAGACGUUAAGCUUUACUGACAGACGCUUCCAAUCCCAGCUAAACAGCACUGGAAAGCCAUGUAAAGUGUGGUGUUUUCAAGUGCGGCCAAAAUAGACUUUUUUUUUUUUAAGUAACCUAUUUGACUGUGACGGUGACAUUCCAAAUGAAAUAUGACAUGAAUAAAGUCUAUGAAUAAAGAGAUUACAGCAAAGCAGGAGUCAUUUCUGUACAGCUAUUUUUAUGAUUUUUCGACAUCCCUCUGUGUUAAUCUGGUUUACAGUACCAAGACAAACACAGGAGAUUUCAGGAGAAAAGGAUUCCUUCAGAACUGUGACUGCAGACUGAGGUGAUGAAACAUGUGCAGUCUAAUUAAUGAACUUAAUGAACUGCCAGUGGGGUUUUUAUUCAUGUAAUUUUAAGACCCAUCGACAUGAAAUCUGGCGAAAUGAUCUGCUGAGACCCGUAUUGAUUCUGGAUUGAGGUGUAAACCUAUGGUUUACUGUGCCGCUGGGAUUUAGUUGUUUUGUUUGGUCCACUACUACUCUGGAGUGUUAGAUAUACUGUAGGCAAUAUUAUUCACAUGAGUAAUUCUGUGAUUUUUCUCAUUGUGUGUGUGUGUGUGUUUACAGUGAAUUAAGCCUGUAACUGUG